Suillus bovinus is the source of this 929-nucleotide messenger RNA. RefSeq lists its product as uncharacterized. The coding region runs from base 84 to 839 and encodes 251 amino acids. The record is from RefSeq and is a predicted model, not a curated record. The transcript has 12 exons. Lineage: Eukaryota; Fungi; Basidiomycota; Agaricomycetes; Boletales; Suillaceae.
UGUUAUUCGGGAUCAUCAUGUGACAGGAACGCUAGUCUUAACAUUUCCUGAAGAGAUGGACACUUGCAAAAUUUCUGUUUUUCAUGAAUCGAUACUUCGCGCUUGGAACAGCUAUCUUAAUGACGAUCCUGACGUUCGAUGUCACGCCAACUUAUGCUAUGUGUUCUGUGAAUGCGUUCUUUUCCGUCAUUGCGUUGUUGCUGGUCGCAAAUAUUCAAAUGAUUCUCCAACAUCGAAUAUAUGCGCUGUAUGCAUAUGACAAAAGAAUCGUCAUCCCUGUGUCGGUGCUGUUCGUCACGAUCUUCAGCAUUAUGAUGGUGAUGGCAGUGUAUAUAUACCUGUAUGAGAAGGACCACGAAGCCCAGAUCUUUGGUGCAUGCUGUUUACUUGGAUCCAUGGAUUGGCUAUAUCUCUUUUGGGUACCCAUGAUGGGCUUGGAAUUUGUUCUUGUCGUGUUGGCAGGCUACAAAUCUCUUCAGCACUAUCUCCAGGUACCAGAUAAGACCUGGUCGGGUGCACGUCUUAUGCGUACCUUUGCGCGAGACUCAGUCCUUUAUUUUUUCUGCAACUUUUUGAUAUAUCUAUUCAGCACAUUACUUGGCAAAUUCGGUCCUUCUAUGUAUUAUCAACUUGGCGCAAUCACGAUCUCAGUUGUCCCACCCGUAUCAGCGAACCGUCUCCUCAUCAACAUGUUCGACUCUGCACAUGACGAGCAGGUUACUUGGACGAUGGCUUCGGGAGCUUUAGCUUCCCUUCAACUUGCGAGAGCCACAUCGAGCGAACACAAUGAGGACAUGGAGCUUGCAUCCAUGAGUACGAGCACGAAGUGUUCCGAGUAGAUGAAUGCGUCAUCGUUUGAAUGAUACCAGUCGAGUUGUAUGAGACUUUGUGCCAUAUGGUUUUUACAAGUUCGUGCCUAAAUAACACUU